CACAGAGUGCAGUUCGACUCCGAUCAAAACAAUCGAAUCGAAGAACACAACACAACACAACACAGUGCGACACAACACAACACAGUGCGACACGAGACAACGGACGGAGCAGUUGGGCCGAACAUGAAAAGAAGGCUUGUCCCGUGGUUCUAAGCAUCGUCUUUGUCGCCGUCGCGUCUCGUCCCGAGCAAGCACAGCAAUCCGACACAACGCAAUCCGACACAACGCAACGCGACACAACGCAACACAACACAACACAACACAAUUCAAUACAACAAAGGCCAACGCGGCAGCGCACGGAAUGAUCUCCUCCGCGAGAAGCCCGCGGUUCCUCGCGGUGGCUUCGAAACGGCUCGCCCGUUUUGCUCCCUCGGGCCCCUCCGGCCCGGGGGCGUGGAAAAGCCACCGGUGGUUCCACCGCUCGGGCCACACGCCCGGAGCGAGAGAGGGGGCUCCCCAAAGCGGCCUCUGGCGCCCCCUGGGAAAGACCGGGCGGCCCGGGAGGUCCCCCCCCGUUCGGAGGACGCAGCGGAAGACGCAGCUGCGGACGCAAUCGCAGACGCAAUCGCAGACGCAAUCGCAAUCGCGCAGAACGGCCACGCUGGCGGGCCUGAGAAACUGGGUGGUCCCCCGGCAACCGACCUUUGACAAGGUCAACGCCUGGCUGAAUGCCCCCCGCCAGCUGCCCCUGGCCCGCUGGAUCUCCCCCCGGAGGAUCGAAAUCCGGUUCAGCGAGUUCUUUGGCCACGCCAGCUUUCUCCUGGUGGCAGUCUCCUACGCCAUGGACGACUUUCUGCAGCUGCGGCUGAUCGCCAUCGCCGGGUCCUCCGCCAUGCUGGUCUUUACCUAUUUUCACCCCCACGGCCGGGUCCUGUGGCUUCCCUUUCGAUGGAACCUCGUCUUUGUGGCCCUCAACUCCUGGAGGGUGGCCCUCGUGGCCCUGGACCACUACCGGGCCAGCCAGCUCGGCGAGGCCCUGCAGGAUCUCUACGACCACCACUACUCCCUCCAGCUGGAAAAGACGGACUUUGCCCGGCUCGUCCGGGCGGGAACCCCCGAGACCUACCGGCCGGGAGAGCGGAUCCUCGGCCAGGACGAGGACAACCGCUUCGUGCGGCUGGUCGUCUCGGGGACGCUGGCCGUCGAUCGGGACGGGCAGGUCACCUACUUUUUGCACGAGGGGCAGUUCCUCUCGGAGAUGGGCCUCCACGCGGGCCUGGGCCUCCGGGGGGGGGUCGUCUCCUGCUGCAGCGUCACCGCGCUGGAAGAAAUCCUUCCGGGAGAAMACGAGGACAAAGCCGACGCUAGCCGACAACCACUUGGGCAGCAGCAGCAACAGCAGCAGCAGCAGCAGCAACAACAACGGCAAGACCAACGCCCACAACCCGUGCAGCUGGUGGCGUGGGACCGGACCGAGCUGAUGGACCUGCUGGAGCAACACAAAUCGAUCGAGCGGGCCCUCCGUGCCGUCCUCUCGUGGGACAUUGUCUCCAAGCUCAAGUCCCAGCGGGUCCUGCUGGCCAGCGGACACAUAAAAGACCCCGAGGUCUGGACCCUCAAGCGACGGGAGCAAUCCCUGGCCCGGUACAGGGCCAUACUCCGGAACACGCUGGAGGGGGACGAGCGGCAGCACCAGCAGCGGCGGCGCAACCCGCUGCUCGUGCUGCUGCCGCCGCAAUGGAGAAGACCGAGGGAGGACCGGGAUUGCGAACACACGACAACGAGUCAUUCCACCAACAAGCAGCUUCUGGCCAAGUACCGGGAGAUCCACCAGGUAUCGGACGGGGAUCAUUCCUCGGCCCUGGAGCAAAUUGGGUGGACGCCCUCGGAGUUCGAGAGCGGGAGGCGGGUGGGAGCCGCWACCACGACUGCGACGAGAACAGCCGUCGCCACCGCUAUCAAAACCACACACGGGGAAGGUGUCGGAGCGGAAGACAGGGCACCCAACGCGACAAACCCUUCMCCARAGGGCGCCGGCUGGUAGCCGCGCCGCGCCGCGGGAGAACAGAUUCGGGAUUCGCGACGAGAACACACACACACGCGGGGGAAAACUCGGAAUCGCCCGGGAACCGUCAACGGCGAGAACGGCGCCGAGGGAUCGAGUCGAUCGGGGAAAGCGGUUUUCGUGGCGAGAGGAUGCCCUGGCCUUCCGUUGCGUUCCGUCCGAGACUCCGGUCCUCGGUCUCGGAAAACCGAGUCGGCAAUUUUUUAAAUCUGCGCAGAAUAAAUGUGGGGCAUUUUAUAACAAUUUAGGAUUCUGCUCUAGUACUAUAGUAUCGAACACGACCGGCUGCCGCAAGCCAUGGGUCCGCCAUGCACAAGCUGCCGGCAAAAGAACCGAUUCCAAUAUUGCGUUCGCUGCGCCAGCGGAACAAUAUGCCGCCGACAACUGCGCAGGCAAAACAGUGACCAAAAAACUAUUCUAGUUAUAUCGAACACGGUAUACCGAUGCAAGAUGUGGGCCCCCCAUCGAGAUGCCAUCAACAAUGCCAUCGUCUCCRCUMWWRCAACCACUSKGUCUGCCAUUGGAAUAAGACCAGGAUAAUAAGUUGCAAUCCUUURUKUCACCCUCGCUGUCCGUACUURGGUUCCAUCUUKKGUCUGUAGGGCCAAGCCCGUCCUCUCUUGCAUGGUUGCAUUCACAGUGAACUUGGCUGCUGAAGGUACCAUGCGGACACUCAAAACCGAAGAAUGCAUAUCCGCGGUUCCUGCAAAUGUCUUCACACAAUAGGGGAUUGUCAGUGGAUAUUACUUCUUUAUAGUCCCACGGCGCCGUGAGUCUUGUGCCCCAAUCAGAACUGGUGCAUCCAUAUUGAACCGGCAGGUCACAGAUCGGAAGCCCCGCUUGAUACUCUGGGCCAAAAGGACACUCGUCCGAUGGAUCGAUACAAGGAACCCACUGCAGAGGAUCACAACGGUUCAAUUCCAUAGCCAAAUCUUCACAAACUUUCAAGGCCUCAAAGAAGGGGUUAAGAUCAAAAGUACAAUCAAACAUUGCAUCAAUGCAAGGAUACUGCUGGUCCAUAUGACAUCGAUUGAUGCCAGAGUUGGGCUCCAUCCCUGAACAAAUAUCAAGGGCCGAUCGAUGCUCUGUCCAGUCUGGGCAAGGCAGCCUCGAGGGCGAAGUUAAAUCUACCGAAACGUCGAGACAGGGAAACAACUGCAAUGCGUCACAACGAUUCAACUCAGUUGCCUUGUCAUUACAAACCUUCAGCAUUUCAAAGCCAAGGUUCAGAUCAAAACUACACUCUGCCCCUGGAUCAAUGCAAGGAUACUCCUGCUCAUCAUCACACCGAUUCAAACCAGACACAGGUUCCAUCCAUGAACAUCUCGGCAAAAUGUCUCUGUUCUCAGUCCCAAAAGGACACCAUGCACUAUCACCAUAGAUAGCCGAAAUAUCAAUGC
Pseudo-nitzschia multistriata is the source of this 3405-nucleotide messenger RNA. Lineage: Eukaryota; Bacillariophyta; Bacillariophyceae; Bacillariales; Bacillariaceae. The record is from the annotation of a GenBank genome assembly.